AUGAUGACCCUCGAUACCCCUCGUGAAUCGCCAGAGCGUCACGGUCUGCGUCUUCCAAAUCCUCCUCCUCUGUUGCAUACCCGAUCGGGCAAUGAACCUUUCGAUCGCCCCUCGACUCCCGCAGACAAUGGCUUCACCAGUCCUGCCCAAACCCCGCAGGGCAGUCCGAGCAAGAACAGAAUGCCUCCUGGCGCCAUUGACCUACCGAAUGUCUUUGAAAAAGCGAUGAAGCUCACUCCCUCCUCUCCCACCAAGAACACCUUCAACCAUUACAACCAUCCCAUGUUUGCUCCCCCGAAGGGAGCAAUGGACGACUUCAGCGAGAGUGUCAUCCGCCAGUCACCAGGAAGUCCCACGCGCAAAUCGAACAAAGAAAACACCCCCCGAGAUCUAGGCCCCAAUCCCACCGCCGCCGCAAUUUCUCGUCAUGAGCCAUAUCAGCAGAGAGAUCUGGACACUCUCCAGAGGCGCCAGGUUCAGAUGCGUGGCUUGACGCCAGAGGAGAUGGAGAAGCUGCAGAGUCCCAGAGUCAAGCGAUUGGUCAAUGUGACUCAACUAUACUUCCUCGACCAUUACUUUGAUCUGCUCAGUUACGUUCACAACCGCCAGACCCGCUAUUCCCAAUUUCGCGCCGCCUACCCCGAUCCUCCUGCGACCCCUCUUGACGAUUACGAGCCUGCCCUCCUCAAGUAUCUGGGUCGCGAGCGUGCCCAUCUUCGCAAGCGUCGCACCCGUCUGCGUCAGCACGACUUUCAGAUUCUAACCCAAGUCGGCCAGGGCGGAUAUGGACAGGUCUAUCUGGCACAAAAGAAGGAUACUCGAGAGGUGUGCGCGUUGAAAGUCAUGAGCAAGAAGCUCCUGUUUAAGCUGGAUGAAAUCCGUCACAUUCUGACCGAGCGAGACAUCUUAACGGCGGCCAAGAGUGAAUGGCUGGUCAAAUUGCUCUACGCUUUCCAGGAUGAUGAGCAGAUCUACCUCGCAAUGGAGUACGUGCCAGGCGGCGACUUCCGUACGCUGCUCAACAAUACUGGCGUCUUGCAUAAUCGCCAUGCCCGAUUCUACAUUGCGGAGAUGUUCAGCUGCAUCGACGCACUCCAUGCGCUGGGAUACAUUCACCGAGACCUUAAGCCAGAGAACUUCCUGAUUGACUCAACGGGCCAUGUGAAGCUAACGGACUUUGGCUUGGCGGCGGGGAUGCUGAAUCCAGGAAAGAUCGAGUCCAUGCGUGUGAAGCUGGAGGAAGUCGGCAAUACCCCGGUUCCGUUUGGUCGUCCGAUGGAGCAGCGAACUGCAGCCGAGCGUCGUCAGGGAUACCGUUCGCUCCGAGAGCGUCAGGUCAACUAUGCCAAAUCGAUUGUUGGUUCGCCUGAUUACAUGGCCCCCGAGGUAUUAAAGGGUGAGGAAUACGAUUUUACAGUUGACUACUGGAGCUUGGGGUGUAUGCUGUUCGAAGCCUUGGCUGGAUACCCGCCCUUUGCGGGGGCCACGGUCGAUGAAACGUGGCAGAACCUGAAGAAUUGGCAGAAGGUCCUCCGGAAGCCCGUGUACGAGGAUCCCAACUAUUUCCUGUCGCGGCGGACCUGGGGUCUCAUCACCAAGCUCGUGGCGGCCAAGGAGAACAGAGCCAAGAGCAUCCAGGAAAUCCAUGCGCAUGACUAUUUCAGCGAGGUUGACUUUAGUCGCCUGCGCGAGCAGAAGGCGCCAUUCGUACCAGAGCUGGAUUCAGAAACCGACGCCGGCUACUUUGACGAUUUCAGCAACGAAGCAGACAUGGCCAAAUACAAGGAGGUCCACGAGAAACAGCGUGCGCUCGAGGAGAUGGCCGAAAGAGAAGAGAAGAUGAGCAAGGGCUUGUUUGUUGGGUUUACCUUCCGUCAUCGCAAACCCGCUGUGGAUUCCACUGGCCGAAGCUCGCCGCGGAAGCCAAUUGCAACCGACGGGUCGUUCGGAACCAUGUUCUAG
Aspergillus novofumigatus IBT 16806 is the source of this 1962-nucleotide messenger RNA. RefSeq names its product serine/threonine-protein kinase. Gene Ontology annotation, cellular component: spindle pole body. The record is from RefSeq and is a predicted model, not a curated record. The transcript has 4 exons. Gene Ontology annotation, molecular function: protein serine/threonine kinase activity; ATP binding. Bases 1 to 1962 code for a protein of 653 amino acids. NCBI's taxonomy places the organism in Eukaryota, Fungi, Ascomycota, Eurotiomycetes, Eurotiales, Aspergillaceae. Gene Ontology annotation, biological process: intracellular signal transduction; peptidyl-serine phosphorylation.